Messenger RNA from Oryza sativa Japonica Group (Japanese rice), 1525 nucleotides. Its product is annotated as transcription factor bHLH150. Gene Ontology annotation, biological process: regulation of DNA-templated transcription. The record is from RefSeq and is a predicted model, not a curated record. Gene Ontology annotation, molecular function: protein dimerization activity. NCBI's taxonomy places the organism in Eukaryota, Viridiplantae, Streptophyta, Magnoliopsida, Poales, Poaceae.
AGCCGCGCGCACUCAACCGCGACAGCGCCUCGCCUGCCCUCUGCCUACCGCGAGGCGCGACUCAUACCUCGCUCGUCUCACCUCACCGCCAAAUUCCACACCAAACCGAACGAUCAAAAGGCGAGGCGAACACCACCACCACCACCACCACCUCACCACGACACCACUCCCCAUGUCUAAUCCACUCCGCUAAUCACCACCACCCCCCGCACCAAAUAAGUACACCCAACCCCAACUACGCCACAAAAGAAAAGCUUACCUCUCUCUCUCUCUCUCUCUCUCUCUCUCUUCUCCUUUCCCUCUCCUCCUCUUCCCACCACCACCACCGCCGCCGCCGCCUGAUUGGUGGUAAUCGGAGGUGGAGGUGGGCGUGAUGAUCUCUACAGGCAGCGGCUCGUCGUCGGCGGCGUCGUCUUCUGCGUCGUCGUCGGGGGUGAGGGUGGCGGGCAUGGCGAAGGUGCGGGGGAAGGCGGGUGCGGGUGCGGGCGCCGCGGCGGCGGCGGCGACGAGGACCAAGUGGAGGAGCGGCGCGCAGGAGAGGAUCUACGGGCGGCGCCUGCUCGACGCGCUGCGGGCCACGCGGGACGGGGCUGCAGGCGGGGGCGGGGGCGCGCCGCCGCAGCCGCGGGCGGUGAAGGCCGCGGCGGACUCGGCGCUGGCGCUCACCGCGCGGGGGCAGUCGAGGUGGAGCCGCGCCAUCCUGCUGGCCGGCGCGGCGUCGUCCAGGCGCCGCGUGCUCGUCAAGGCCGGCGGGAAGAUCCGCCGCGGCGGCGGUGGCAACAGCUGCCGCCGCCCGCAGGCGCGCGCCGCGGCGGCGGCGGCGGCUAAGGCGGCCGCGGCCGCCUCCUCCGCCGGCGAGCCCCCGAUGCUGAAGGAGAGGAAGGUGAAGGAGCGCCUCCGCGUGCUGGGCCGCCUCGUCCCCGGAUGCCGGAAGCUCCCCGCGCCGGCGCUGCUCGAGGAGACGGCCGACUACGUGGCCGCGCUGGAGAUGCAGGUCAAGGCCAUGCGCGCCCUCGCCGACGCGCUCGCCGCCGCGCAGCUCUCCUCGUCAACUCCGCAGCAGGCGGAGGCCGCCGCCGACGAGACCGAGAUGGAGAGGUGAGGGUUUCGUGGUCAAUCGUGAGUUCAUCACACGAUCGAUGAUGCUGGAUUCGAUUCGAUGGCUCGGAAAUUGGAACGGCUCGGGGAAAAAAUAAGGGCGAUUAAUUAGUGGAUUAUUAUUGCGAGAGGGUUUGGGAUUUGAGGAGGGUAAUUGCGAUGAUUGAUGCUGCUGAUAAUGCUGCUGCUGCUGCUGCUGCUGAUGAUGAUGAUGAUGACGAUGAUGAUUUGUAAAUUCUUGAUACUUGUAUAAGUAAUGCUGCUCUGCUCCUCUCUUGUUUUUUUCUCCUUGAUUCUUGAAAUGUUUUUCUCCUCCUGAUUUCCAAAUCAUGUUGGGGAUUCCUGAUUUCCUGUUUCAUCUUGAUUAGUAGUAUUAUGCUGUGAUUGGGGAUUAGUGUGUUUUGCCCUGUGUUAAUCAGGGAUUAUA